Parastagonospora nodorum SN15 is the source of this 1029-nucleotide messenger RNA. RefSeq lists its product as hypothetical. Gene Ontology annotation, molecular function: heme binding; oxidoreductase activity, acting on paired donors, with incorporation or reduction of molecular oxygen; iron ion binding. NCBI's taxonomy places the organism in Eukaryota, Fungi, Ascomycota, Dothideomycetes, Pleosporales, Phaeosphaeriaceae. The record is from RefSeq and is a predicted model, not a curated record. The transcript has 2 exons. Bases 1 to 918 code for a protein of 305 amino acids.
AUGGAGGUCAUCAAUGCACAUGCAGCCAUCAAGAAGAUGCAUCCAAUGCUCAAGUCACUAUUCGCUAGUCGGCUUCCUGAGGUCAAAAAAAUACGUGAGAGGGAGCGCAGGGCAGCCAACUUCUUUGAACCUCUUCUCAGACAGAGGCUGUACGCUGAGGAAAACGAUCCGACUUAUAAAAAGCCAAGUGAUGCGAUGCAGUGGAUGAUGGACCGCACGGAGCGCAAGAAUGGCUCUCUCGAUAUAGCCAAGGUUGCCAAGGACCAGCUUCAGCUCAGUUUCGCUGCCGUGCACACCACCACCGCAACAGGCACCAAUAUUCUCUAUACCCUAGCAACAACGCCCGAGUAUAUCGCACCUCUACGUGAGGAAAUUCGGACCGUGCUAGCCAAGCACGAUGGUGUGCUGACCUCGACUGCCUUGGGGCAGUUGGAGAAGCUAGACUCAUACAUGAAGGAAGUGAUCCGCUUUUACCAAAUGGAGACUGGCAGUUUCGGUCGUAAAGUCCUCAAGGGCAUUACGCUCUCAAACGGCCAAUACAUCCCUCCCGGCGUCGUCAUCGAAGCCCCUGUCAACGCCAUCUACCAGGACUCGGAACUCUGGCCCGACGCGCACAAGUUUGACGGCUUCAGACAUUACAAGCUGCGCCACAGUGGCAAAGGUGACGCCACCGUUCAGGCUCGAAAUUUGUUCGUUACGACAAAUGAAACCAAUCUCAUGUUUGGCUACGGAGCGCGCGCUUGUCCUGGACGGUUCUUUGCUGCGAACGAGAUCAAGAUGAUUAUGGCGAGACUCAUCCUGAAUUUUGAUAUCAAGAUGCCCGACGGGUUGACAGAGAGAUAUCAGCAGUUUAGGUUGGGGCGGUCCUCGUCGCCUGAUCCAACGAAGGAUUUGCUAAUCAAGAGGGUGCAGUAUUAAGUGCCGAUCACCAGCACGAAUUGCACGGUUCUGGGUGGUACAAACAAGUGUGGAAAUAGGAGUAGCGGAACACAUUAUCAACUAUGAACAUAUGCUUUGGCACAAGACAAA